Messenger RNA from Saccharomyces paradoxus, 1149 nucleotides. RefSeq names its product Gic2p (gene GIC2). The transcript has a single exon. The record is from RefSeq and is a predicted model, not a curated record. The coding region runs from base 1 to 1149 and encodes 382 amino acids. Lineage: Eukaryota; Fungi; Ascomycota; Saccharomycetes; Saccharomycetales; Saccharomycetaceae.
AUGACUAGUGCAAGUAUUACGAAUACUGGUAACGAAACCAUGAACCUUCCACAGAUGCGGUCGAUUUGGCUGGAUGAAGAUGAAGAAGCUGAGAAGCUCUAUGGUCUGCAAGCCCAACAAUUCAUGGGAUCUGAUGAUGAUGAUGAGAACUUAGGAAUUACUUUCAUCAACAGUGAUAAACCUGUGCUGAGUAACAAGAAAAAUAUCGACUUGCCUCCACUUUUACCAAAUGCCCACUCAUCUAGCUACCAUAGGAGAAGUAAUUCUAGCUCUGCAAAGUCUAAAGAAUCUUCAGCAUCCAGCGCCAGCAAGACAAAUCACAAAAAUGUUUUCUUCAAGCUCAGUUUGUUGAAGAAAAAGUUUCUUGGUGCUCAACUGGAUAUAAGAGGUAAAGGCAUCUCCACUCCGUUUGAUUUUCAACAUAUUUCACAUGCUGACACCAGAAAUGGAUUCCAGGAUCAGCAGGUACAGGAACCUUCGCCACUGCCCACAGAGAUUGAGGACGAUUGUGCUUCCUCCUCAAGCAAGCGGGAUUCGAGAUCACUAAAUAAGGCCUUUGUCACUGAAAGGAUUCCUGCUAAUCGCGAAAGCAAACUCAUUUCAAGAUCUCACGACAAAAAGACAUCAAGAUUAUCAGUCGCGCGUUCGAUCUCGGUCACUUCGUCUAAUUACUCUAAAAACACACAAGGAAACAUCCAUUCCAUUAAUGGGAGAGUUGUAUCUACUUCAACCAUGGCUACAUCUAUUUUUGAGUAUUCUCCAAACGCAUCUCCAAAACAGCUGAAAAAUAAGUCACAUGCUCUAGGUCAUAGAUACACUAAUUCUACGGAUUCUAGCGAGUCCUCACUGGAUUUUUUGAAGAACUACAAUUUCCCCACACUACUUGAAGAUAAGCCGAUUUUAGACUUCUUACCUCGUUCGCAGAGGUCAAGUGCUUACCGUAGCCUUUUAGAGACCCCAAAUUCAAAUAAGGAUUCAUCAAAAGUUUUCUCUCCUUUACGACAAAGUCCGCUUCUCAAGAGAAGAAACUCUAUAGCAACGCCUUCUCCUCAAUCUAAAUUUUCGUAUGCUGACUCCCCUGCCAACUAUAGAAAAUCUUUCGAUGAUGUUCUUCAUCCUUACAACCAAUUGGAACCCCUGCAGAUUUAA